AUGUUGAUGAUGCAGCCCUUCGGCUUCAUGUACGCUUUGACUCUGGGCAAGGAUAUGGUUGACAUAUGCUUGCAUGCUGACGAGGACAGUUCUGCUUCCAAGCAAUUCCUGGGAUGGCUACCCUGGCGAGCCGGCGUCGCAAACCUGCUUGUCUCCGUGGAUGAGGCAGAGGAUGUGGUGGCACAUGUCCAGUACCGUGCAGAGUACGGGGCAUCGGCUCCUCUUCCGGAUUCCUUGGUCCGAGAGCGUGUGGAGGCCCGCGUCCAAUGGGUCGUUUGCGACUUCCUUGACAUAUUGAUGUCAUGGCAUGCUCGGAAUCGGGUGGCUUGCGACGCUUGCUCAUUACUUCUUCAACCAUUCCAGCAGGCCGACCAGAGCUACGCUUGGGCGGCGCGAGCCCGGACAGCUUGA
Molecule: messenger RNA, 411 nt
Organism: Effrenium voratum
Lineage: Eukaryota; Dinophyceae; Suessiales; Symbiodiniaceae
Source: the annotation of a GenBank genome assembly